UGCCCCUGUCACUCAUACACAGACAGGCACACAACCACACCACACACCCAGUUGUGUUUCCACUGUGUCCUCUGUGUUCCCAGCACAAGGCUGGCACUCUGCUCUGUUGGUCUUGUGAACGCAGCCCUCCUCCGCCCAUCUGUCUCUGCAGCUUGGAGCAAAGACUUGAACAAUAUCACUGAAUCACCUGCAGCUCUGUGACGUUUUCUGUGGAUUUAAUUUUUUUCAAGUGUUAAAAACCCACUGAUUGUUUUUGUUUUUGGUGGAAGAAACAGAGCAGAGACAAUCAUCCAGUGUGGAUUUGUAGUUUAGAAGAGGUCCUCUGUGUGGCUGUGUAAGUCUUCCAAAAUGGCGCCCGUGAAAGGCUGGAUGGUGGGGCUCCUGCUGGUCCUCCUGUGCCCGUCCCAGGUCCCGCUCCCUGGACUGGUGAGUGCCCAGGAUGUGGCUGAAGCAGAGGAAGGCCUCCAUGCCAGAGAUGUUGAAGAGGUUGUGGCUGAGGAGGGUGAAACCGCUGAGGGUGAUGAUGACGCAGGUGAGGAAGUAGAACAGGUAGAAGAGGAUGAUGAAGGAGAAGCUGAUGAACAAGAGGAAGAGGAGGGUGAGGAGAAGGAGGAAGAAGAGGAUGCUGAGGAGGAAGAAGAGGAUGCUGAGGAGGAGGAGGCUGCCGAUGAGGAAGAGGAGGAUGAUGAUGAGGGAGAGGAAGAUGAUGAUGAUGAGGAGAAGGAGGAAGCGGAGGCUGAUGAGGCAGCAGCUGAGGAUGAUGAUGAUGAUGAUGAGGAGGAGGAGGAGGAGGAGGAGGAAGAGGCUGCUGAGGAGGAAGACGAGGAGGAGGAGGCUGCUGAGGAGGAGGAGGCUGCCGAUGAGGAAGAGGAUGAUGAUGAGGAGGAGGAGGAAGAGGAGGCUGGUGAGGCAGCAGCUGAGGAUGAUGACGAUGAGGAGGAGGAGGAGGAGGAGGGAGAGGCUGCAGAUGAGGAAGAGGACGAUGAUGAUGAUGAUGAGGAGGAGGAGGAGGAGGGGGAGGCUGCAGAUGAGGAAGAGGAUGAUGAUGAUGAUGAGGAGGAUGAGGCAGCAGAAGAGGAGGAAGAGGAGGCUUCUGAGGAGGAUGACGAGGCAGCGGAAUACCGCUCUGGCUCUUUGUGUAGUGUGUGCUCCAUCUGUGAGCACUGCUCUAAAAACUGCGACCAAUGCCCCUGUGAAGACGGAGAUGAGUCGGAACACUGUGAGAUCUGCCAAGAAUGCUCAUCCUGCUACAUCUGCCCAAUACUGUGUGACACAAUUUGCACACCAGGUGGCCUUGUUGAUGAGCUCAGUGGCUCUCUCUUUCAGUAA
Molecule: messenger RNA, 1329 nt
Organism: Epinephelus lanceolatus (giant grouper)
Lineage: Eukaryota; Metazoa; Chordata; Actinopteri; Perciformes; Serranidae
Source: RefSeq, a predicted model, not a curated record